Messenger RNA from Metarhizium album ARSEF 1941, 897 nucleotides. RefSeq names its product tyrosinase. The transcript is spliced from 6 exons. NCBI's taxonomy places the organism in Eukaryota, Fungi, Ascomycota, Sordariomycetes, Hypocreales, Clavicipitaceae. Gene Ontology annotation, molecular function: oxidoreductase activity. Bases 1 to 897 code for a protein of 298 amino acids. The record is from RefSeq and is a predicted model, not a curated record.
AUGCCCUCAUCUUGGGCCAGAUACUGGGACUGGUCUCUCGACUGGAUGGAUCUCGCCAACUCGUCUAUAUGGGCUAGUGAUACUGGCUUCGGCGGUGACGGUGACCCAAACGGCCCAGAGACGGUCGGCGAGGGCCGGUGCGUGAUAGACGGGCCAUUCGCAGAUUUGCGACCAGUUAUUUACAACCACACGCGCAAUGUACACUGUCUAUCACGCGGCUUCCGCCAUGGCAACCUCGAAGGUCGCCUCCCCGGGAGGAAGUUCAGCCCCGAAAACAUCGGGAGCAUCCUUCGACUGCAGAGUUACACAGAGUUCCUGCAACGGGUUGAAAGGGACUUGCAUAACACGCUUCAUACCUCCAUUAAUGGCGAUUUCAAGGCCAUGACUGCCGCCAACGACCCUCUCUUUUUCCUGCAUCAUGCAAACUUGGAUCGUCUGUGGUGGCGGUGGCAGCGAGAGAACCCCAGCGUCAGAUUACUCGAAUACUCUGGGAAGCACAUGUAUAACUCCACGGGCCCGGCAAGUCGGAGUGAUGUGCUGAUGUACGACCGGUUCACAAACGACGUGGCCGUCGGCGAGGUGAUGAGCACAGAGGGAGGCGCCUGGUUUCCCGAGGAAUCACACCGCCACGAUGCCCAUUCGUCUGGCAUUCAAUCAACUGGUGUUCCAGAAACAGCAGCCCGCAUGCAACCUCUGAUGAGGACGGCAUCUCCUGGCGACGACUGCGUUCAACUUUCUCGCACCAAGACGCCCGAGUUCCGUCCCCCGGGCAUGGUCGUCGUCUGCUUUGCGCUCAAUAUACUAUUGGAGUUUGGCCUCUACCUCUUCGCCAUACCACUCAACCAGGUUCUCGAAGGCGCUUUUACAUUGCCGCCACAGUUCCCGGCAGUCAACUGA